AGUGGGAUCCUAUGUAAAUAUAAAUAAAGCUGCAGGGUGCUCUCUGCCUAAGGACACGUGUAUACGUUCCGUAGCAGGAGCUGGCUGUUGACUCUGUUAUGUAGCGUGUGUUGAAUGCGUGCCCACUUUCUGUUUACAUUUGGAUAAACGUUUGUGGUAUGUUUGACAUUUGUUACGAAAUCUGAAAGUUCUCGUUUAGGUUCAAGUGAUGUUAUUGUUGAUGUCAUUAACGAAGUAAAAAUACAAGGUGAAUUAAUCGACACUGGUUUUGUGUAUAGCUAUAAAUGCAGGAUCAACACACAUUCAUGCACAUGUUGUCCGUACCAUUUCCUUAUCUAGCAUGAAAUCUUUAGUUGCAAGUUUUGAAAACCAUUUAGUAGAAAGUGGAUGGUAAUAGGUUCAUUGUCGUAUAGAUUCGAUAUCAGAUAAGGGAAUAUUCUUACGAAUGUGACGUAAAGACUAACGAUGUAGUUGCCAAAUUCUUCCGACUGCUGUGACUUUCUUUCACAAUCUCCCUCUCUAUGUAUAUGACGUCUUGUUUUCUUUCUUUUCAUUAUUGGUGAAAUCUUUGAAACAGGAUGAGGUAUCUUCCAUUCACACCAUCGUCUUGUAAAACAUAUAUGAAUAUAAAUAAAUAAAACAAAUAAAUAUAUUUAGGUAAAAUAUAAUAGAAAUGUUCAGAUUUAGUAGAAAUAUACGUACAAGAGAGAUAGUCGGAAACUAGAAUGUUCAAGAUUAUGAAGAUAGUUCCCAAGUACGCCCGACUCGCGUGCCCAAAUGCAGACGGAAAGUGGGCGCACACCCAACUCCCGCCACAUAAAAGCAUCGGCACCUGCCUCUCACUAGACACAACGGAAACACAAAUAUUUCUGUAAUAAGACUGCAAUUUCCUAUCUACAAUACUGUCUCUAGCUAUACUUCUCUGAAAAUCAAUAUGUCCAAGAUGGAGAAUCUAAAUACUGCCUCUCUUGAAGCUCCCAACUGCAAAGAGAAUUCAGUUCUCCCCAUCGCUGAGAAGGGACUUUUCUUCCAUGAUUCCUUCUUCGAGGAUAUUCGGAAACAUUUUGAGACAGCCAUCGACCAAAUCCUGGAUACGUGGGGUGAAGCCAAAUCCGUGAGUGAUCUCAUGAGUAGCUUCACACGUAUAAGAGAGCGUAAUUUGCAGCAGGAGAACCAAGUCAUGGCCUUCAGCGAAGACGACCAGAAUCACAAGGUUAUACUGGAUGUUCAUGACUUCAAGAGUGGAGACACGAAGGUCAAAGUGGAAGACAAUCAGGUGGUGGUGGAGGGUCGAGUGGAAAAGGAAGAGGGCGACUUCAAGUCCAUGAAAAGCUUCUGUCGACGCUUCAACUUCCCAGGCAAAGUGAACAUGGAGGCCGUGACUUCCGCAAUGUCUUCUGAUGGCGUCUUGACUAUCACAGCUCCUAAGGUCAUAGAGGAAUCUUAAACAGGAACCUAUAUUCUAUAAGGUAUUUAGUUGUAAGACCUGUAAUCUGUGAGUUAAGUAUGCUUAAUUUUG
This is a messenger RNA of Penaeus chinensis, 1519 nucleotides long. RefSeq names its product protein lethal(2)essential for life-like. Lineage: Eukaryota; Metazoa; Arthropoda; Malacostraca; Decapoda; Penaeidae. The coding region runs from base 935 to 1447 and encodes 170 amino acids. The transcript is spliced from 2 exons. The record is from RefSeq and is a predicted model, not a curated record.